AAAUAUUUCUUUCAUGCUGAUGAAAAGCCUUGUAUAUUCAUAGCUGGUGACAUCAUUUUUAUUUCAGAAAAAUAUAUAGUAGAAAAUUUCGAACAAUGUGUUACUGUUGGAUAUGCAAGUACUCUUGAUUCUGAAAACUCUACUCAUGAAUUCGAUAUUCCUUUGUGUGCUCCACACUCUGAUGACAUUAAAUCCAUUACUACUGAAACACUACUAAAACAUCCUGUAUUUGUGACUUCUUCUACUUCUUCUGUUAAACAUAAUACUACUAUCACCAAUGCUAAUCAAAAUUAUAUUGAUUUGGAUGUUCAAAGUAAAGAAAAGGAAAAGCACUUAGAUUGUAGUAUUAAUGAAAAAGCUACAGAACUAUAUGAAGUUGAAAAUUUUUAG
Messenger RNA from Racocetra persica, 390 nucleotides. Lineage: Eukaryota; Fungi; Glomeromycota; Glomeromycetes; Diversisporales; Gigasporaceae. The record is from the annotation of a GenBank genome assembly.